Molecule: messenger RNA, 561 nt
Organism: Symbiodinium sp. CCMP2592
Lineage: Eukaryota; Dinophyceae; Suessiales; Symbiodiniaceae
Source: the annotation of a GenBank genome assembly
AUGAACAGCUCCAGCCCAACAUCCGCCCGGCGAGGCUGCAAGCAGGUCACUCUUGAGAGAUAUUUUCGUAGCACCAAUACAUUGGCGGGCACGUCUCUUCCGCGACGUACUAUGGAUGAGCGGUCAACACAUCCUGGUGUCGGCAUCAUCUCCGAACCUGCCAGGUUUUCAGGGGUGUCCAGGGGCAAUGACGGCGCAAUCCAUGUAGAUGUUGGGCACGGUGGACCCGAUUAUGGUGAAUAUCUGUCCGGGGAAGAAGACUCAAUCAACUUAGAUUCCUCGGAGGACGAGCUUGACGCAAAGGAUUCCAUCGUGGAAGACCUGCAUGCCAUGUUAAUGGGGCUGCGAGCAAGCAGAUAUCCUGGGUUGCUUCAAGAUUUUGUUCCACGAUGCUGCUAUCAUCUGCAGGGACGCUGCAGAUUUGGCAUCAACUGCGAUUUUUCACACGAUGACACAAAGAGGGGGCCCUGCCAGUUUGGGGACGGCUGCUGGCUGGGGCAUGGGGACCUCCCAAGCUCCCUUUUGGGUCGCUUGGGGCACACUGCCACAAUGCUGCGUUAG